This is a messenger RNA of Manihot esculenta (cassava), 2575 nucleotides long. RefSeq names its product probable serine/threonine-protein kinase DDB_G0276461. Gene Ontology annotation, biological process: protein phosphorylation. Gene Ontology annotation, cellular component: cytoplasm. Lineage: Eukaryota; Viridiplantae; Streptophyta; Magnoliopsida; Malpighiales; Euphorbiaceae. The record is from RefSeq and is a predicted model, not a curated record. Gene Ontology annotation, molecular function: protein serine/threonine kinase activity; ATP binding. The transcript has 8 exons. The coding region runs from base 279 to 2291 and encodes 670 amino acids.
UCUAUCUCUCUCCUGUUCCUAUAUAUACAUUGCAUACCCAAUUCCAUUUUCCCGUCUCUCUUUAUAUACACCCUUCUCUUGCCUUCUCAUUUGCCGCCCCUUUAUCCCUCUCUGUAUCCGUUUUGAGAUCUAACGAGGAGAGGACUUAGAUCUGUGUUUUAAACCCAGAGCGCAUCAGCUUCUGUGGCCUGUUUUUCUUCAUUCUAAUUAGCUUAUACUUUUCUGCUCAUCAAUCAAUCGGAUUUUACAAGUGCUUUCUUGUGUUCUUUGUACCAACUAUGUGGAGGUUUAAACCAUUUACUCAAAAAGAGCCAGCGGGGCUUGAAGGUCGUUAUAUGGAUGUUGGCAAUCUCAAGAUUAAUGUCAGGAAUGCCAUUGCUGAGGGAGGUUUUUCCUGUGUUUACUUAGCUCGAGAUGCUCUGCAUGCCUCAAAGCAAUAUGCUCUAAAGCACAUGAUAUGCAUUGAUGAGGAGUCACUAGAACUGGCACUGAAGGAGAUUAAUGUGAUGAAAUCACUCAAAGGACAUCCCAAUAUUGUCACACUAUAUUCACAUGCCAUCUUGGAUAUGGGAAGGACCAAGGAAGCACUUCUUGUUAUGGAAUUUUGUGAGAAGUCUCUGGUUAGUGUGCUGGAGAGCAGAGGAGCAGGAUAUUUUGAGGAAAAACAGGUCCUUUCCUUAUUCAGAGAUGCAUGCAAUGCAGUUUACGCAAUGCAUUCUCAGUCUCCACCUAUUGCUCACAGGGACUUGAAAGCGGAGAAUCUUCUUUUGGGGCCUGAUGGACUGUGGAAGUUGUGUGAUUUUGGGAGUACCUCUACCAAUCAUAAGCGUUUUGAGAAGCCUGAAGAAAUGGGAAUUGAAGAAGAUAACAUCCGGAAGUACACAACACCUGCCUAUAGAGCCCCUGAGAUGUGGGAUCUGUUGCGAAGAGAACUUAUAAGUGAGAAGGUAGACAUAUGGGCCCUUGGCUGUUUGCUCUUCCGUAUAUGCUACUUCAAAAAUGCAUUUGAUGGGGAGUCGAAGCUACAAAUAUUAAAUGGAAACUAUCGCAUUCCAGACUUACCCAAGUACAGCACACCAGUAGUAGACUUAAUCAGGGAUAUGCUUCAAGCUUCACCAGAUAACAGACCAGACAUCACGCAGGUAUGGUUUCGUGUUAAUGAGCUGUUACCAGUUAAUCUGCAGAAGUCAUUGCCUGAUGGGCCACCUGAAAUGCAGUCUGCUGGAGCACAUGAAGGUACUUCCAAACCUGCAAAUAGGUCACAUCCAAUGCCUCAUAGAUCUCCACCACCUCCUCCCUCUGGGGGAGGGGGAAGUGGGGGACAACUUGGUGCUUUCUGGUCCUCUCAACAUGCAAAGGACUCAUUAUCUGUUGAAAAUGAGAGCAGACCUAAGUUUGAUGAAGAACCUAGUUAUAACACAUUGAGACAUGAUAGGAGUCGAAUGGAGAAUAAUACUUUAUCCAAAAAUGCCAACCCUGCAAAAGAUGAAAAUGCAGAAACUCAUUCUACUAGGAGGAAUGUGCAUGGCAAGUUGCACAUUUCUGAGGAUGGUACUUCCAAGGACUUUGAAAUAAAUUUCUUCCAGAAAGACUUAGACCGUGGCACGGAGAGGCCGAAAGCAUCAAAAAAUGAGAGCACAUCUUUAUUCCAAGAUGAGGCUUUUAAUACUUUUGUUGCUGAAUUUGAUAGCAAUAAUCUGAACUCCAGAGUUGGUAAUAACAAAUCAGUAAAAGAAGAAGAAUUGGAGGCUGAAAUAGAGAGGCUUAGAGAGCAACUGAAGCAAUCAAACAUAGAGAAGGUGGAAAUGACUUCAAAAUAUGAAAAGCUAUCUGCCAUUUGUCGAUCUCAGAGGCAAGAUAUACAGGAGCUCAAGCAAGCAAUGGCUGCUAGAACCCCAUCACCUAAUAAGUAUCAUGCUUCCCCUAAAAUUCAAUCAUCAACAACUCCUAAGAAAGGAGAAUCUGACUGGAGCUCUCCGAGUCCAGAGACUAAGCCAUGGCAAGCAUUUGCGGAGGAUGCCAAAUCACAUCAGCAGCCUCUUUCAAAGGGCAAUAGUCCCCAAUCUGUUAGGACACGAAAUGCAAACCAGAAAAUGCAGGCUGCUCAGGAACCUUCUGAAUUUGAGUCAUGGGGUUUUGGAGCAGAUAGUUUUACGGUUGUUCCUUCUGCCAGCACUCAGAAUUCAAGACCCAUUAAUGAAGGAAAUAGUUCUCAGAACUAUGGUGGGACUGCGAAAAAGGUAGUGGAGAGUAAUCCAGUUACUCAACCUGCUGGAUGGGCUGGUUUCUAGUUCAUGCUACUUCUAGGAAUCUAAAAGGGAAAAUUUUGUCAGAACAAUGAUAUCUUACAUUGCAGCUCUACUGCAAAUGGAUAAGGUAUACAGAGACAUUAAAAAUAUAUGGCUUCGGGGCUUGUCUUGUUGUAUCGAGUGCUUUUGAUUUACAGAUUUACUUUUGCCAUAGAACAAUUGCCCAUUAUUCCCUGGACUAAGCAGCAAACUACAUGUGUAUACUUUUCUCCAUGUCUCAAUUAUUGAGGUAUGCAAUUUGGCUUUUUAUAUUGUCAUUUUCUGAA